This is a messenger RNA of Oncorhynchus kisutch (coho salmon), 12616 nucleotides long. RefSeq names its product striated muscle preferentially expressed protein kinase-like. Bases 897 to 11321 code for a protein of 3474 amino acids. Lineage: Eukaryota; Metazoa; Chordata; Actinopteri; Salmoniformes; Salmonidae. Gene Ontology annotation, biological process: protein phosphorylation. The transcript is spliced from 43 exons. The record is from RefSeq and is a predicted model, not a curated record. Gene Ontology annotation, molecular function: protein binding; ATP binding; protein kinase activity.
AUACUGGAGCUGAAGAGAAUCAAGCAGAGGAGGAGAGGAGAGAGGGAUCCCGAAAAAAGAGGAUUAAGGAUUUGGAUUUUGGGGAGGGUGGGGUUGGAAGCGGGGCACACUUCAACUGUGGGUUUAUGAUGUCAACAGAACGGAGGGAACUCUGUCUGAUUCUAUUUCCCACUUUCUAUUCUCCCUCCAUCUCUAUUGGUCUGUCUUUCUCUCUACCCUCUCCUCUCUCUCCUGCUCCCUCUGUGCUUCCCCUCUGCUCUCUCUUUGUCUGCUCUCUCUCGCUCUUUCUCAUUCUUGGCGGCUAUCUCUCCUCUCCUCUCAUUCCUCCUGCUGCUGUUGCUGUGUCAGAGAGAGGAGACAGAGAGGAUGCUUUAGAGGAGCAGGUAGUUUUCCUUCCUCCGGAUCACACCUCUCCACUGUUGUCCUCACGGUUUGGGGUCUCAAUCUGUUCCUCUCUGCCUGACUACUGUUGCUCCGAGGAGGGGCUUGGUUGAAGGAGGGAGGGAUGGGCUGGAGGGGAUGGAGACCGGCUCGGCUUGUGUCAGCGUUCGGCUGAACAUUUUCUCCUCCGGCAGCAGUCAGAGCAGAGUCUGCUACGUCAGAGUGAUGCUGCUCACCUUGGCGGAUGAACACUCUCACUCUCACACAAAGACACCUGGAUAUUGUGGGUUGUAAUCCCCGAACGUUCCUCCUCUCAUCCAGACCAGAGGAUUAUAAACACACACGCGUGUGAAGAGAGCUCAAUCUCAAUUAUUGUGGUUGGCCCACACUCCAUUUGGGUAGGAUCCCAGCAGUGAUGUUUUGCUGAGCAAGUGCCACAGGUAAUCUGCAACCCAGAGUUGGGCAUCGAGAGAAAGAGAGAGAGUAAGAGAGAUACAGAGGCACUACUUCUAGACAUGAAGAAAAUCUGGUCCAAGAAGAGAUUCCAGAGGACCGGACACUCCACCAAGACGUUUGGAAGGUUCACCCAUGUUUUCCGCUCCUGCCGAAAGCAAAGCUAUGACUCUGAAACCACAGAGGAUGAAGCCACGGAGCCCCAGGUCCCAAUUGAAACCAAGGAAGGACCUGGCGGACGGCACCAGGACAAGGCUGGCCGUAGAGUGCCUGCAGGUGAAGGAUGUAGGAUGAUGGACUCCAGCCCUGACCGGAGGGCCACCCUUCCUGGGGGCCAUGAUCCAGUGGUGGAGAGGGAGCUCAUGGCUUUGGGCUCGCGGCCCCCAGGGGCCCAGGACCCAACACACCCCGGCAGGAUCCCAUCUCCUUCUCUCCCCCAAACCCAAACAGGCCCAUCCUUCAGUCCUGCCUCACCCCAGUCCAGUCAAACUGUAUCCCAACCCACAACAUCUCUCAGCUCCCAUAAGAACAGUGUCAUCACACACAGUACCCAAGACCCUUCCCUAGGAGGAGCUGUGGUCAAAAACAAAAAACUCCCAGGGAUGUUUUCAGGAGCCUCCUCCCAUACUUCAAGCAGCGGCAGCAGUGGUGGCAAGACACCCAAACUGGUCCGCGCCGCACCCAAGAUCUUUGACAAGAUCAAGGAGUUUGAACAAAAGGUGAGUGAGGUGAGUGCGGGGGUCAGAUCUGGGCGCUCUUUCGGCCGGGCAGCAUCCUGCGAUCUGGAGGGGGUCUCCAAAGAGGAGGGGACAAGCCAGCCGGAUGCCGCGGCCUCGAGGCGCUCCACAUUCGGAAAGAAGAGGGCCUCGUCUCUGGAGGACAAACCAAGCUACCAGCAGAGGGUCCAGAGCUUCCAGAACAAGUUCACAGAGGAGCUGGCCAGGAUCAAGAAGCUGGUGGGGAGGCCCAACCUGAAAAAGGCCUACUCCACCGAGCAGUUGCCCCAGAUGGAGAGACAGUCCGUGGGCGAGCUGGAGCCCAUUCCCCCUCAGGUGGUCAAGAAGCUGGAAGAGAGGGCGAAGGUCCUGGAGGAGAGAGGACUAUUAGGGAAGAGCAUUGAAGAGAGUGUUUCAACCCGAAAAUCAUCCCAAUCCCAUGAGAAGGGUCUGACAGAUCAAAGGAAUGUUCCUCAACGGGAGCAGCAUGAUUCAGUUUCAGCGUCAGCUCAGCCGUCUGAGUCUAAAAGUGUGGGGAAAGGCUCUGUUUCCAUGGAGACAGUACUGGUUAACCAGUUACCAGGACAACGAUCACCCUCAUCAAGAGUCACGCGGAAAAGCCCAACCAGGGAAGGCCUUCGGAGCUCUCCCACAGUGGUGAAGCCUCCACACACGGCCGAGGAACAACCACCUGUAUCUCCAACACCCAAAAGGCCUUUGGCUGAUAAAGAGCUGGAGCAGCCUCCACCCAGGAUGGACCACCCCGGGUCUCCAACUCCUACCACACAAAGAGCACCGCCUACCUACCCCAAAGGGCCUUCCUCUCCUAAAGAGCUUGAGAAACCUCUACACCACCGCAGGCCUCCAAGCCCCAGGUCUCCAAGCCCCACCAUGCAGAGAGGACCAUCACCGACCAAUGCCAAAGAGCCAGCCUCUGCCUAUCCCCCCAAGCCACCACGGCUGUCCCCCACCCCGAUCUCCACCCCUUCCAUCAGCCCUCUAACGAAGAGAAGGAAGGGAGAGCCAGGGAGGAUGUCUCCCUCGCUGAAGAUGACCAUUCCUACCAUCCUGGUGGAGGACGAGCUCAUGGAAAUGGAAGAGGAGGAGGCCGGAGAGAAGAGAGAGAGAGAAAAGACGAGAAGAGCAGGGAAGAAGGAGGGCAGGGCUUCCAAGACUCAGAAGAAGGGAAAAGUCUCGGGAAAGUCUUGGGAAAGUCAGCCUAUGUCUCCUGAGACAGGAGACAAUUCAGAUGACUCUUACAUGUCGGCAGAUGAGGGGCCAGCUGAGAAACCAGCUUUUGAGAGGCCCCUGGGGGACACCAUCGCCACCUCUGGCUCUGAGGUCCUGCUCAAAUGUGUCAUCACUGGCAGCCCCCUCCCAAUAGUGACUUGGAAGAAGAGUGACGUUCUGAUAAGGAGCAGCCCGUCCCAUGUGGUCAGGGCUGAGGGGGAGCAGCACUCCCUACUGAUAACCCAGAUGAGGUCUGGAGACGCUGGGACGUACUGCGUCACCGCUGACAACGCGGCAGGGAAAGCAUCCUGCAACGCCACGCUCUACAUCAAAUCAGAGCUGACCCAGGUGCAUGGUGGGAAGCCGAGCAGCUUGCCCCUGGUGGAGGUCACGAGUCCCCUCCAAUCAGACGAGGAGUACCUGAGCCCCCUGGAGGAGGUCAUGGAGAUUGGAGAACCACCCUCACGAGGGGUGGGGCCACAGUCUAAAUAUGCCUUCUUCAAAGAUCCUCCCUCCUUUCAGGCAGCACUGAAUGACCACGGGGUGACAGAGGGACAGGAGGUUACCAUGUCUGUCAAAGUCAGAGGACAGCCUAAACCUAUGGUGUACUGGUUGAGGGACAAAGUGACCCUAAAAACCAAUGGAAGAUUCAUUGUGCGUGAGACAGAGGACGGCCGCAGUGAAAUGAUCAUAACUUCAGCACAGAGAUCUGAUGCAGGACUCUACACCUGCAAGAUCAUCAACGAAUACGGAACCAAGCAGAGCGAAUGCAAACUAGAGGUCAAAGCCUCCCCGGCACAGGAAGCCCUGGCCAUCAUCAGAGAGGUGCGAGACGUGGCAGUGACGGCCGGAGAGUCGGCCAUGUUUGAGUGUCACAUGACCGGGCCUCUGGAUGUGGAGGUAGACUGGCUGUCCAAUGGGAAACUGGUUCAGCCGGCACUCCUCAACUGCAAGAUGACCUUUAACGGGAAGAGGUGCCGGCUGCUGUUAAACUCAGUACAUGAAGACGACAGUGGAACCUACACCUGCAAGCUGAGCACUGCCAAAGAGGAGUUGACCUCCAGUGCCCACCUAAAGGUCACUCCCACCAGGGAGCCCCUGUUCACCCGCAAUCUGGACAUCCUGGAGGUCAUAGAGGGUCGCACCGCCCGUUUUGAUUGCAAGGUCAGCGGGUCCCCACCUCCCAUCGUUACCUGGAACCAUUUCGAAAACCCGGUGGAGGAGAGUGAGAAUGUGCGUCUCCUGCAGGAAGGAGGCCGUUACUCAUUGGUCAUCACCCACGUCAGCAGCGACACGGAGGGCUUCUACACAGCCGUCGCUAAGAACGCACACGGAAAGGCGGAGUCCACAGCCGAACUCUACACGCAGGAACCGCGGCCCGCGAUCUCUUCUCACAUGGCGAAGCUGGAGAAGAUGCCUUCCAUCGCUGAGGAGCCGGAGGUUCUGGAGAGCGAGGUGGAGCAGGAGCAGAGGACCAUGCCUGACUUCGUCAAGCCCCUGGCUGACCUGGAGAUGAUCGAGGGGAAGGAGGCGGCGCUAAAGUGUAAGGUGGCGGGCCUGCCCUACCCCACCAUCGCCUGGUACCACAACGGCAAGAAGAUACACAGCACAGACGACAGGAAGAUGACCCAGCACAGGGAUGUCCACAGUCUGGUCAUCCGCUGUGUGUGUCACGGCCACGGGGGCGUCUACAAGAGUGUCAUCUCCAACAAAGUGGGGAAGGCAGCCUGCUAUGCACACCUCUACAUCACAGGUAUGGAUGGGGACCAUCCACCAGCAAUCACAGCAACAGAUAUUGUUCCUGAUCCCCCCGAUGGUCCUCCAGUGGUAGAGUCCAUAACAGGGAAGACCAUAACACUCAGCUGGAGGAAACCAAAGAGGCUUGACACUUCCAUAGAUGGCAGUUCUUUGAUGUAUGCAGUGCAGCAGCAGCCUCUGGGUUCCAUCCAGUGGAGCAUCAUAGCCACCAACCUGAGAGAGACCACCUACACAGUCACCGGUCUCUCCAAGGGAGUCCGCUAUGCCUUCAGGGUCCUAGCGGCCACCGCCAAGCUCCUCAGCAAACCCUCCCCCUCCACUGACCUGGUGCAGCUCAUGGAUAGAGGUCCCUAUCAGAGGAAAGCUCCCAUCAUCCUGGACAAGCCUGACGUUGUGUACGUGGUGGAGAACCAGUCCGUGAGCAUCACCCUCACCCUUAACCACGUCAAUACUGUGGUCACCUGGAAGAGGAGGGGAGUGGUUUUGCUCAACAAGCCAGGGAUGUUUGAGAUGAGCAUGCCAGACGACGACCAACACACCCUAAAGAUCCAGAGGGUGAAGAGCACUGACACUGGUCAGCUGGUCUGUACAGCCAACAACCAGUUUGGCAGCGACCUCUGUACCAUCCUACUGGCCAUGGCAGUGCGUCCUAAAUUUGAGUCCAUCAUGGAGGACUUGGAAAUACAUGUAGGAGAGACAUCUCGCUUUGCUGUGGUUGUCGAGGGACAACCCGAUCCUGAUAUUCUGUGGUACAAGGAUGACACUCUGCUGUCAGAGAGCAGUCACUUCACCUUUGUGUACGAUGAUACGGAGUGUUCCCUGGUGGUGCUGAACGCCCGGCCUGAGGACUCAGGGGUGUACACCUGCACCGCCAAGAACCUGGCUGGGCAAAUCUCCUGCAAGGCUGAACUCACCGUCCACAAAGUGAGGAAGGAGGUGGAGCCCAUGGAGGAUGAGGGGUCCAUUUUGAGGAAGAUGAGGAGGCUGACGGAUUACUACGAUGUACACAAGGAGAUAGGACGUGGGGCGUUCUCCUAUGUGAAGAGGGUGUCUGAGAAGAAGGGGAAGGUGGAGUACGCGGCCAAGUUUGUGUCUGCAAGGGCCAAGAGGAAGGCCUUGGCCCUGAGAGAGAUGAACCUUCUGUCAGAGCUGAACCACGAGAAAAUCCUCUCCUUCCAUGACGCCUUUGAGAAGAAGAACAUGGUUGUCAUCAUCACUGAGCUAUGCCAUGAGGAACUUCUGGACCGAAUGACCAAGAAGACUACUGUCAUGGAGUCCGAGAUCCGGUCCAGUAUUCAGCAGGUGCUUGAAGGGGUCAGCUACCUUCACCAGAAAGACAUUGCUCAUCUUGACAUCAAGCCUGAGAACAUCCUCAUGGCAGGCCGACACAGUGACAAGAUCCGCAUCUGUGACUUUGGCAAUGCCGUCAAGCUGGGGACCAAUGAAGCCCACUACUGCAAAUAUGGCACUCCGGAAUUUGUUGCCCCGGAGAUCGUUAACCAAACGCCGGUCUCCAAGGCAACAGACAUCUGGCCUAUUGGGGUUAUCACUUACCUAUGCCUGACUGGUGUGUCUCCUUUUGCUGGGGAGAACGACAGAUGCACCGUCCUCAACAUCAGGAACCAAAAUGUGGCUUUUGAGGAGAGUAUGUUUGCUGACCUCUGUAGAGAGGCCAAGGGAUUCGUCAUCAAACUGCUGGUGGCUGACAGACUGAGGCCUAACGCUACAGAGAGCCUUCGCCACCCGUGGUUCAAGACUUCAAUAAAAGACAAGAGCAUCAACACAGCGAUCCUAAAACAGGUCUUAUCUCGAAGACGUUGGCAGCGUUCCCUCAUCAGCUACAAAUCCAAGAUGGUGAUGCGCUCCAUCCCUGAGCUUCUCAACGACUCGUCCAACCACAUCUCUAUCGCUGUGGCCCGUCACCUCAAAGAGGGCUCGCCCCCACCCUCCUCAUCCUCUGAUUCAGACCAAGAUGUGGACGAACUCCCCUUCAUCCCCAUGCCUCUAUCUAUGGUCUUCUCCGGCUCCAGGGUCUCCCUCAACGAGAUACCAGGUGACGAGGACGUCACAGGACUGCCUUCCAGGGACAAUGGGACAGUGGAAGGGGCGUGGUUAACCCGGCACAGGGAACAGCCCAUAGAGGAGGUGGUGUCCAAAAAGGAGGUCAAGGAAUUAGGAAGAAGCAGAGGAACGAGAAAAAGGGUAACAACCGAGGAAGAUGGCGGGUCUUCGGAAGAGGAGAAGACUGCAGUGAAAACGAAGAGAGUCCCCAUGAAGAAGGGCUCAAGUGUGGAGGAGGAUGACACUCAGUUGAAGUCCCGGAGAGCGACAAUGAGGAGGGGCAGUUCAGCUGACUCGGCCCUGCUUCUACACAUUGAGCCAGAGGAGGGGGCCGUGGAGGAGGGCAAGGAAGACAACGGCAAAAAAAGCCUUAAAAAGGCCGUUUCCAUGGAGCUACCAAAUCGGAGCCCUAGCCCUGGGGCGGCUAAGAUGAGCCAGGAGGACUAUGCCCUCAAACUGGAGCUGAUGAGACAGAGGUUGCUGAGGGGAGGCAACAGCAAAAGUGGCCUGCGAGGUCCCCUGCUGGAGACCCUAGGAAUGGACGACGAGAGGCGAACCUCGUCCCUGGACCGAAACUUGAGGAGAUCCAGGGUGGGGGCGCCAGAGCGGUCGCUGGCCAGAGCAGCAUCUACCGAAAGUGCAGUGGAGGACACAUCCAAAUCCAAAAUGGUCCAGAAGAGUUCCUCUUUCAGUCAGGGAGACUCGGAGCCCAUUCCCCUACACCGGCAGUUUGGAGCCCCCUUAGAGAUCCCCACUAGCACAUCUAGCCACAGCACUGAGAGGAGAGAGAGUGCUGAAAGGACCCAGGGCAUUGAGAGGAACUCACAGGGGAAAGACCUCCAGGAGGCCACUUCCAUAUCAGCAAUUACGGAACAGACCAGGCUGGAUUCCAGACCUUACUCUCAUGGGCCCUCCUCCUCCAUACAGCCCACCUUAGCCAAAGAGGACCAACGAGCGAGGGAAAAGCCAGAGGAGAAGAUGAAGAGCAAGUCUGAGGAGACUUCUGAAAGAGAUGAAGAGAUGGAGAGAAGGACCAAAGCACAGGAGAGGGUUGAUAGACACGAGUCGAAGAGGGAGAUUUCCCAGGGCAGGUCUCCUACUGUGUUAGCUCCUGUGAUCGUCAUAGAGGAGGAGGAUACUGAGGAAGAUGAACAGAAAGAUAAGCAGGAGAUAGAGUUAAAGAAAGAAGAGGUGAAAGCAAAAGGUUGUGAUUCUCCAAGGGUUACGCCUACAGGAAAAACGUCUGCGUAUGCCAACGUGAUGCAAACUAUUGUAGUACCAUCUGGAAAACCUGACAGCAGCCAGAGAUCUCAAUCUACACCUAGCCCCACAUUUCCUGAACACCCUGCCGUCUUCGCUAAGGUGGCCACCGAACGCCCAACAAGCCCAACCAUCUCGACUAGCUCGUCUACGGUCCCAGUCCGCCCCACUACCUCACGCCAACCUACCACGCCCCUCAGAACAGAUAUCAAGGACAUCGACUCGGAGGAAGUCUUUGAAUCCAGGUUCAAGAAGCGUGAGUCAUCCCUUACCCGUGGGCUCCGGAGACUUACCAGGACCAAAUCAGAAGAGAAGUCCCCGACCCUUCCCCGUAAGACAGGCGAGGGUGAGGAGGUAUACCGGCCGGGGCGUCUUGGGGCUCCGCUGGAGAUGGUGCCCCAAGGAUUGCAGGAGAAGUCCAAGUCCGUCCAGGACUUGAGGGAGGUGGAGAGAGACACAGGCUCCCUGGGCAUCAUUGGACGGUUUUCCAUGCGCACCAAGAGGACCCCAUCCAUAGAUAAAAAGGAGGAGAAGUCAAAGGAGACUGAGCCUGCGGCCAGUAAGCGCAGGGUGUCCUGGGCCAUAGGCCGCAGUAAGAGUCUGGACACGACAGACCUGGACAAUAUAGAGGCUCGGAGAGAGCAGGAGGUGAGAGAACGCAAAAAGAUGGAGGAGUCGUCUGUCUUCGCCAUGCGGCGGAAGUUCGAGAACAAAGUAGCGGGUAUCUCAGCCAGUUUGAGGAGCAAGUCAGAGGAAAGGAAGGAGGAGAAAGAGGCCAAGCGACGCGUGGAGGAAGAGAAAAGUCGGAAAUAUGCAGAAGAAAAGGAUUUUAAGAAGGUCAGCGAUUCCCCCAUCUUGGCGAUGAGAAAGAAGUUUGAGAACAAGGUGGCAGGAAUUUCUGGGAAAGUCCGAAGCCAGUCAGAGGAUAGAAAAGAGACGGAGGAAGAGAAGCCAGAGGGAAAGAAAACUCCACUGUUUUCCCGUCAUCGACAUUCCCAGUCCGAGGGAAGAGGUCUCAAAGAGAUGGGGAUCCCAGAGAAUCAGCUAGCCAAACAGACAAACAAAGAAUCCAAAGUGUCCAAGGAAUCCAUUGGGUCUGCAUCAAGCCUUCAUUCCGAAAAGUCAAAAAGUCAAAAGUCGCUCACUCCAGAGACUGACAGGCGGUCGCGGUGGGACAGGUGGGGUCUGGGCAGGAGCAGGAAGGAUAAGACCCCCUCUCAGACUGACCUCCCCUCAGCCAAAGAUGAGGGGUCAUCAGGCAGCCUGCAGUACUCCCGCACUUCCUCUAACUUCCCUCCUGUGUUCCUCAUCAAGCUGAGGGACCACGUCUUACUGGAGGGUGACCCUGUCACUCUUAGCUGCCUCCCGGCUGGCAGCCCCCACCCACAAAUCAGCUGGACUAAAGAUAAGAGACCACUGGAGAUGGACGACAGGAUGAGUCUGAUCUCCUGUCCAGACGGCAGGCAGCUCGUUACGAUCAUGAAGACCAGCAGGAGGGACGCAGGGCUCUAUGAGUGUGUGGCCAGUAACCCCUUAGCCAGCGUCACCAGCUCCUGCACACUGUCCCUGGCCUGUGUCCCCAAAAGGCCAGGCACCCCGGAGGUUCCCCAGACGUACAACAACACAGCCCUGGUGCUAUGGAAACCAGCUGACACCAAGCCCCCCUGUAGCUACUCUCUGGAGAGGAAGACAGAAGGUGAUGCCAACUGGCUGAUCAUAGCGACUGGAGUGGCUGACUGUUACUACAACGUCACAGACCUGCCACCAGGGGGCGCCUUUAGGUUCAGAGUGGCCUGCGUCAACAAGGCAGGACAGGGACCCUACAGCAACACAUCGGACAAAGUCAGCCUGGACUCAACAGUAGGCGUGUCCUCUCCAGCAGUGGCCAUUGUGAAGACAAUCUCCUCACCUCCCUCCCACCCUGCCCCAGCAGCUACCACCUUAGUGACUGUUAUCCCAAAGGUCAAACCAGCAGUAAUGCAACCUCCUGGUAAAACGGUGUCCACUGUCUCUCCCUCUUCACCCUCCCUUACACAGACGUCUCUAACCUUCCCUGCUCCCACCGCAGCUCUCUCUCCCUCUACACCUUCGGCCCCCGCCAGCCCUGCCAUCACAACCCCUCCAACUGAACCCCUGACGGUCACCCCUACCACCCCUCCAACUCUCCCCUCCCCGCCUGUAGUCAAACCUCCUCCCUUCGUCCUCCCCAAACCCCAGAGUCCUGUCAACGUGGUCCCACCCAUGACCCAAACCCCGCCCAUCUCUCCCCCUCUCCCUCUCGUUACACCUCCUUCCACCCCCACCAAGCCCGUCAUGGCAUCCGUUCCUACCUACGCCACUGCCCGUAUGGCCCCCAGCCUCCUCCCGGCCCCCUCCUUCUCCCCCCAAGUGCUCCAGGUCAGCAGUCUGAGCCCAAUAGGGGAGGGGCAGGGCACCCCUGUUCGAGGGACCCCCAGGGACCGCACCACACUCAAGCCGGGUGAGACAGCUCUACGACAGGGAGUCCCACAGAAGCCCUACACCUUCCUGGAUGAGAAAGCCAGAGGGCGGUUCGGUGUGGUCCGGGAGUGUCGAGAGAACGCCACAGGACACGUCUUCAUGGCUAAGAUCAUUCCGUACGACCAGGAGACUAAGAAGUCCAUCCUGCAGGAGUAUGAGAUCCUCAAGUCUCUCCACAACGACAAGGUCAUGACCCUCCACGAGGCCUACGUCACCCCACGUUACCUGGUGCUGGUGGCUGAGUACUGCACUGGCAAGGAGCUGCUCCACAGCCUUAUAGACAGGUUCCGUUACUCGGAGGAUGACGUGGUGUGUUACCUGGUUCAGCUCCUUCAGGGUUUGGAGUACCUCCACAACAGACGCGUCCUCCAUCUAGACAUCAAGCCUGACAACGUCAUGGUCACCAACCUCAAUGUCAUCAAGAUCGUAGACUUUGGCAGCGCGCAGAACUUCAACCCUCUCUCCCUCAAACAAUACAACAGCGGCCUGGGCACACUGGAGUAUAUGUCUCCGGAGAUGGUGAAAGGUGAUGUGGUCGGCCCUCCAGCUGACAUCUGGAGCCUGGGGGUUCUAACCUACGUCAUGCUUAGCGGUAGGCUGCCCUUUCAGGACAAAGACCCACAGCAGACUGAGACCAAAAUCCAGAUUGCCAAGUUUGACCCGACCAAGCUCUACCCCAACGUGUCCCAAAGUGCCUCGAUGUUCCUCAAGAAGAUGCUGAGUAGCUAUGCCUGGGCCCGUCUGAGCACCAAGGACUGUUUCACCCACGCAUGGCUGCAGGACUCGUACCUGAUGAAGCUGAGGAGACAGACGCUCACCUUCACCACUACCAAGCUGAAAGAGUUCCUGGGGGAGCACCAUCGACGUCGCACCGAGGUCGCCACCAAACACAGGGUCCUCCUACGCUCCUACUCCAGCUCAGCUUCUUCAACCACAUCGACCACACCAAACCUACCUAAGUGAAGGCAUAUGACUUAUGUCAGUGUUAACUAGCCACCAGAGGGUGGAGGUAUGGGGGAUGUGUGGUGCACAACAGUGGGCUCCAUGAUAGAGGGAGGACUCUGAGUCCUCAUCCCCCACAGAGUGAGGCCAUGCCUGAGUAAGUUAUGGGAGUGGAGAUUAGAGACAUAAGCAUUGCACCAGCCCACAGACUGCAUGGAGUCUCAUUCUACUGAGGCCUAACAGAAUGAAUCUUGGACAGUUCAUCAACUGAGAUUUGAAUCCAGUUGUUGGGUUGUUGGAUAACACGGUUUCAAAAUAUUGAGUUAUCGUUUGUUUUUGGACCUGGCACGAUUUGUUUCUGUUUCAGGUCUACUGUCUGCUAGUACUACUCCGAGCUUGCUAUUGCAAUGUGUGUAGAACUUUUAAAUAUAUAAAACAGGACAUUUGGUUUGGAAAAUUCAUUCAAUACAAUUAACCUGGAACACACACAUUUGUCAGUUUGAUUUUAGAGCACAGCCUUAUUUCUGCAUCCUGAUAUUUGGUGGUGAUUAUGGGAAUGUACCAUCAUUUAUGCUGCUACCUUUAUGUUGCAUUUAUUUACACAUUUCAAAAACGCAAAACCAAAAAUAAAAACGUUUUUGUUCAUGAAAUUGUAUGUGACCUGUUUACCUUUUUCAUGUUCAUUUAUUUGCACGUGUGCUCUUUUCUUCUUUUGGGUGAUUUUCUAAAUACAAUGAAAACAGUGCAAAAAUAUUGCUCACCUUUGUGAUUAUACUGUUCCUAGACACAGAUAACAAACCUGUGAAUAUAGUAGAGUAUCUUAGUGGAGCAACCAGAUGUCCUGUGGUUGAUGCUCAAGUUGAACAAUAGUGCAACUUCAUUGAUGAAAACGGUCAGACUUUGAUUAUGUAGAUUCUGUAGUCUUCUAUUGGAUUUAAAAUGGGUCAAUUUACAAACUUUAUCAUGUAAAUGUGUUGUCCAUGUUAAUGGCUUACUUGCAGAUGACGCGCAGUAUGUGUUCUGUUAAUUUAUUGAACUAUUCAUAUCAUACAAUUUUGGGGCACUUUUGUCUACCAUUAGGCCUACUGUACUGGACAUAGGUGCCAUGAAGAAAAAAGAUACAGAAAGUCCUUUUUGGUAUACAGAGACUCUUAUGUAUUACUUUUCAUCAUACAUACAGUAUUUCUUUUUUUGUAAGAAUUUGGAUAGUUGAAGAUUUGUAAAUGUUUUAAUUUGCAGUGUUUAUAAUGUGGAAAUGUUGAAAAUGUUUUUAUGAAAUAGUCUGUAAUAAACUAUUGAUACAAUUGCAAAACACA